UUCUGCUUUUCUUUUUGGCACCUUUCUCGCCAAAAGUCGACGUCGCAACGUAGUCAGCACGUUAAUUUUUACGCGAAUUUGAAGAAAAUUAUUGGAAAAUUAAUUCGAAGCUUUUAAAAAAUACACAUACAACAUGGCGCAAUUCGAUUUAACAAGGAUUAAUUGUCAGUUUUUAGACCGGCAUCUUACUUUCCCGCUGUUGGAAUUCUUGUGCGGAAAAGAGAUUUACAAUCAGCAAGCAUUGUUGGAGUACAUCCUCGAGACAGUAAACAAAACCAACAUGAUUGAUUAUACUAUGGAUACACGCAAACGAUUGAAUCUAAGUCAAGAAAUGCCAGAGGAAUUGAUCCAACGCAAAGCUGAGGUCCUGGCUACACUAAAGCAAUUGCAAAACGAGGUAGCACCCAUUAUGAAAGCAACAGACAUUCUUAAAAAUGGCGAGAGCAUGAAAGAUUCCAAAACUUUCGUCAAUGCUCUGCAAAAGGAUUAUAACUUUAAGGUGGAACAUUUGGAGAGUGCAUACAAGCUUGCAAAGUACUUGUACGAGUGUGGUAACUACCAGGAAUCAACUUCGUACUUAUAUUUCUGCUUGAUUGUAAUGUCACCAAAUGAUAAGAAUUACUUGAAUGUAUUGUGGGGAAAAUUGGCUGCCGAGAUUUUGACCCUUAAUUGGAACACAGCGUUGGAAGAUUUGACACGUUUGCGCGACUACAUUGAUAAUGCCAACUUUUCAACAAUUCAGGCGCUUCAACAACGCACAUGGUUGAUCCACUGGUCUGUGUUGGUAUUCUUUAACCAUCCCAAGGGACGCGAUUUAAUUAUUGACAUGUUCCUAUAUAAGCCUCUCUACCUAAAUGCUAUACAGACAAUGUGUCCACACAUUAUGCGUUACUUGGCUACCGCCGUCAUCAUUAACCGUACACGCCGCAAUGCGCUCAAGGACCUCAUCAAGGUGAUCCAGCAAGAAUCAUAUACUUACCGUGACCCCAUUACCGAAUUCCUGGAAUGUCUGUACGUGAAUUUCGAUUUCGAAGGCGCUCGUCUGAAGUUGCACGAAUGCCAAACAGUAAUUUUAAAUGACUUUUUCAUUGUCGCAUGUUUGAACGAAUUCGUCGAGGAUGCCCGCCUUAUGAUCUUCGAAACUUUCUGUCGUAUUCACCAAUGCAUCACUAUUAGCAUGCUUGCCGACAAGCUUAACAUGAAGGCCAAUGAGGCGGAAUGCUGGAUUGUAAAUUUAAUUCGUAAUGCGCGUUUAAAUGCCAAAAUCGAUUCAAAACUGGGUCAUGUGGUGAUGGGUACUCAACCACUGAGUCCAUAUCAGCAGCUUGUGGAAAAGAUUGACUCCUUGUCGAUGCGCUCCGAACAUUUGGCUGGUUUAAUUGAACGCAAGAGUAAGCAAAAGAAUCCGGAGUCGGUCGAUUCGUGGAAGUAUUAUUAAGGUAAUGCUUCUAAAUAUUGAUGAAAAUAACAAAUUUUGUAACAAGCUUAAAUUACGAAGACAAGUAAAGGGAUUCGACAUCUUGCUUACGAGUUCGUUGAGGGAGGAGUAAUUAUAAAUAAUGUCAACAAUUAAUUUUUUUAUUAACCUUGUAAAAACCAAAGCGGCUAGAAUAAAACAACAACUUCUAUUCGGGCUGCCACAUGAAA
Molecule: messenger RNA, 1647 nt
Organism: Rhagoletis zephyria (snowberry fruit fly)
Lineage: Eukaryota; Metazoa; Arthropoda; Insecta; Diptera; Tephritidae
Gene: eIF3e
Product: eukaryotic translation initiation factor 3 subunit e
Cellular component (GO): eukaryotic translation initiation factor 3 complex; cytoplasm
Molecular function (GO): translation initiation factor activity
Source: RefSeq, a predicted model, not a curated record